Epithele typhae is the source of this 612-nucleotide messenger RNA. RefSeq lists its product as uncharacterized. The transcript has 2 exons. Bases 1 to 612 code for a protein of 203 amino acids. The record is from RefSeq and is a predicted model, not a curated record. Lineage: Eukaryota; Fungi; Basidiomycota; Agaricomycetes; Polyporales; Epitheliaceae.
AUGGACCCCUGCCCGGCCCUGUCCGGCCCCUCCCCAGCAUCCUUUGUGCGAGCCCUCUGGUUCGGGCCCCUCUCCAGCUCCCAGCCCAACGACCUCGACUACGACUCUCCCGCCUGGCCCAUCACCCUCAUCCACCAGAUCCUCGCAUGCACAAUCAACCUCACCUCUCUCGCCGUCGUCCUCCUCGGCCAGCGCACCUGGCACCGCCUCGCCGGCAUCGACUACCCGCACCUCUCCUGUGCGCCCGCGCUCCGCACCGUCACGUCGCUCGACACCUUCAUGGUCGACGCCGAGGUGCGCGCGCUCGUCCACGCCCCGAGCACCGUCCGCGCAGUGCGCCGCGUGUACUCGAACGUGAGCCCCGCCGAGCUCGCGUUCGCGCAACUUGCGUGCGUCGACGACGCCGCGCCCGCGCUCGAGCGGUUCGAGAUCGUGUGCUACGCGGCCACUGCGACGGGCGCGCGCGCGUCGCUCGACGCCAUCGCCGAGGGAUGGGAGUUCGACCGGGAGCGGGUGGUGCUCGUGGGGAAAGAGCAGGUGGUGGACUCGGACGGGAGGACGAACUCGGUCGCGGCGUUUCAUGCGGACUGGCUUGGGUACGUGCCAUUAUAG